This is a messenger RNA of Eubalaena glacialis (North Atlantic right whale), 898 nucleotides long. RefSeq names its product signal sequence receptor subunit 3 (gene SSR3). The transcript is spliced from 5 exons. NCBI's taxonomy places the organism in Eukaryota, Metazoa, Chordata, Mammalia, Artiodactyla, Balaenidae. Bases 120 to 677 code for a protein of 185 amino acids. Gene Ontology annotation, cellular component: membrane; endoplasmic reticulum. Gene Ontology annotation, biological process: SRP-dependent cotranslational protein targeting to membrane. The record is from RefSeq and is a predicted model, not a curated record.
CGCUGACGGGUCGUUAGCGGAUACGGUGGCCGUAGGGGUGGUGCCAGCGGCCUCUGCCCGGCUCGGCGCCCGGCUCGGGGCCUGACUUGGCCUUCUCGUCUCGCGGCUGCGGUUCCACCAUGGCUCCCAAAGGCGGCUCCAAGCAGCAGUCCGAGGAGGACCUGCUUCUGCAGGAUUUCAGCCGCAACCUCUCGGCCAAGUCCUCGGCGCUCUUCUUCGGAAACGCCUUCAUCGUGUCCGCCAUCCCCAUCUGGCUAUAUUGGCGAAUAUGGCAUAUGGAUCUUAUUCAGUCUGCUGUUCUGUAUAGUGUGAUGACCCUAGUAAGCACUUAUUUGGUAGCCUUUGCAUACAAAAAUGUGAAAUUUGUUCUCAAGCACAAAGUAGCACAGAAGAGGGAGGAUGCUGUUUCCAAAGAAGUGACUCGAAAACUUUCUGAAGCUGAUAACAGAAAGAUGUCUCGGAAGGAAAAAGAUGAAAGAAUCUUGUGGAAGAAGAAUGAAGUUGCUGAUUAUGAAGCUACAACAUUUUCCAUCUUCUAUAAUAACACCCUAUUUCUGGUCUUGGUCAUUGUUGCUUCCUUCUUUAUAUUGAAGAACUUCAACCCCACAGUGAACUACAUUUUGUCCAUAAGUGCCUCCUCAGGCCUCAUCGCCCUCCUGUCUACUGGCUCCAAGUAGAGCACGUCAGCUUCCCUCCACUGCCCUGGCUUUGUGUCUAUGGGUGGCCUGUGGUAUAUGGGAAAGUAGCAGGGUGGUCAGGGUGGAAGACACACAAGCUGUUUUUGUAAGUCUGGAGUUUGAGGGUUUGAAAAACCCAACAAAAUGUAAUUCAUUAUUUGUUUAUUGGCUCUUUUUUUUUUUUUGACAGAUUGUUGAAAUUAAAUGAAUUGAAAGGGAAA